Messenger RNA from Athene cunicularia (burrowing owl), 5400 nucleotides. It is a transcript of the gene BTK, whose product is annotated as Bruton tyrosine kinase. Bases 3256 to 5232 code for a protein of 658 amino acids. The record is from RefSeq and is a predicted model, not a curated record. The transcript is spliced from 19 exons. Lineage: Eukaryota; Metazoa; Chordata; Aves; Strigiformes; Strigidae. Gene Ontology annotation, molecular function: non-membrane spanning protein tyrosine kinase activity; protein binding; ATP binding. Gene Ontology annotation, biological process: B cell receptor signaling pathway; adaptive immune response; intracellular signal transduction.
GCGGUGAGGGGGUUUGGUGAGUGCGCAGGGGCAUGGAGGGCCCAGGGGAGCCGUGUCCCAGCACCAUGUGCUGCGGGGAGAGCCACAGCGGGGAACACGAGGGUGGCGGUGCUCCAGGUGCCAGCACGGCCCUGUAAAUGUCGCUGCGGGGCAGCCAUGGCAGUGGGAGGCCGGAGCCUCCAUGUGGCACCUGCUUGUGGCCUCACACCUCUGCUCACCUCCACGGUGGUGCUGGGGCCCGUGGUGCCUGCUGGGGGCGGGAAAGCCAUCCCGGGUGCAGGCCACAUGCUGCCAAGCUGCGCGUGAGCCGAGCUGGGAAAGUCUCGGCCUUGUCCUGCAGCCUGCCCAGCUCUGAGCAGGUCACAUCUGACUGGUGGUGAGACACCUGCUGUGGGGCCGCAGUGCCAUGGGGGUGCAGCAGAGCAGGGCGGUGGGGUGGUGUAGGGGUGCCAGGGACUCUGGGGCUGCAUGGGAGCACGGGAUCAGGGUGGUAUGUGGGUGCCAGGGACCCCAGGGAUGACCAGGGUGUCAGGGUGCUGACCGUGCCUUUGACCGUUCCUUGCUUGUGCUUUUUGCAGUGGGUGCUGCUGUGGGGCAGCUCUCUCAUUGUUCCUGAGUCUCUCCCAUGUGGGAGAUUGUCUCCUCUGUGCCUCCCACCCUUCAUUUUUGUCACCCUCCAGGCUGCACCUGAAACACAGGGGCUGGGGAGUUUAUCAUCCCCAGACACCCUGUCGUCCUUCCCACUUGCCCUGAGCAUGCCAGCCCCCGUUAGCCAGCGGUGGCGGACAGGCUCGGCUCCUUAGCAGGACACCAGGGGCAGGGGCCAGGGAGCCCCAGGACUAUGGUGGGGUACAGCAUCUGGUGGAAGAGGGCUAAUGGUGUGUGCUGGGCCUGGUGGUGGUGUCAGAGCACACUCGGCUGAGGUGUGACAGUGGCAGGAAGUCACAUUAGCUGAGGGGACACACACAGGACAUGCUUCCACCCACUCGCCAGCUCUGCUGUCACAGUGGGGCAGCGAUGGCUGGCUGUGGAGGUGAGUCCCGUGGGGCACCCACCACCCCAAAGGACAGACUGGGACGGAUGAAGGCUGGUGGCAGUGCCAGGGAGAGGGAGGCUAUGCCAUGCUGGGGACAGGGAGGCUGUGCUGGGGACCGGGUGGCUGUGCUAUGCUGGGGCAGAAUAGCCCUCUGAGAUGCUCAUCAUCCUUUCCUCUCUGGCGGCACCAUCCCAGAGGACACAGUGAAGACGUGUCCCAUCUGCCCAGCACUGGUGGCAGUGACCCAGCUGCUGCGAUUCAAGGUAAAGCUUCUGGGGACCUGGCACUGCAGUCAGGAUGGGCUGGAGCCCAGGGCCACUGCUCAGCUCCCGUGUCUGGCAGGGGGGGGACACACAAUGGGAGCCCUCCUGCUCCUGGGACACAGGACCAGCAGCCACAUUAUACAGCUUGGGAAACUGAGGCAUGGGGCUACAGGGGGAUUCUGGGGUCACUCUGGGCUCACCCACCACCCCACCAGCAAUUUGGGGUCAGUGGCCACUCCAGCCACCUGCCCUGUCCCCAGCAGGGACCCCAGUUGCCUCCUCCCCAGGCCUGGAUCAGCCAGCAGAGGCUGCUGUUUUUCCUAAAAGACUUUAAUGAUUAAUUUCUUGCCUUUUUUUUUUAAAUUUUAUUAUUAAACCAGUCAAACAAGCUGGAAAGGCCUGAGCCAUGAGGGCCACAAGGGGCAGGAAGAGGGGACCCUGGGAGUGGGAAGCCCUGCUUGUGUCCAGCCUCUCUGGCUCUAGCUGCUGCGGAGUGGCAGGGGCAGGGCUGCCGCAGCAGGAUCUGUGCUGGAAGAGUCUGGGCUUUGCAAGGGGGUGGGGGGAUGCCCCUGCUCCUGCCCCCGGGCUGGCAUGCCCUGCAGAGAGGCACAGCAGGUGGGACCAGCUUCUUUGGUGCCCACCCAGUCCCUCUCACAAGUGAGCCAACCUGUGUCUCCCGCUCUGACCCACCUCUAAGCCUUCUCUGCAGGGCUGUGGGCAGCAGGGGAGGGAAACAGCUUCUCCCAGGUUGGUCUCCAAAGCUGUGUUUGCAGGAGAAAAAAGGGAACAAGGUGGAGGUGAAGGAGGAGCAGGGCAUGUAGGUGCAUGGAGGAGUGCUCCAGGGGAUCUCAGUUCAGCAGUGCCACCACACCAUCAGCUCCCUGUUAGGUCCAGGCUGGGGCAGGUGGUUGUUCCAGCCCUGGGAUGAGGAGAAGCCCAUAGCGCCAGCUGCACAGCCCUUGGGGAUGCUGGGACCGUCUGGGUGUCACAGGGCCCUGGGGCAGCAUGGAGCGGCAGAGGGAGAGAUGGAUGGGCUGCUCCAAGAGGCAGACGGGCCAGGGUGGAUUGCCGGCCCCCCGAAGGCAGGGCAGCAGUGGGACGUGGGGCUCUCAUCUGAGCCCUUUCCUGUCCAGACCGCCCCUGGAGAGGCCCGGGAGGAGAGCUCCACUGAGGAAGGCUGGGCUACCCGCUGGGUCCUGGCUGGAGACAGCCCUUCAAGCCUGAGCCCAGCGAGGGCUGAUCGCAGGGGAGGAAAAGGGGUUGAGCAUCAUCCCUGCACUCCUGCAGGCUCCAUGGACGCAGGGGGACAGAAGGUUUUAGGGCUAUGCCGUGCUCUAGGCAGCACGGCUCUGCGGCUAUUCGGGGCCAGGACCUACCCACCACUUAUUAGGGACUGGCCUCCCGCGGCCAUCCCUCGCACACUGCCAAGUCAGCACGUCCCCAGCACAAAGCGCCUGCGGUGUGGCAGGAGGAAACAGCCCACACAGACAGACACACACGAUGUUGGAGGGGAGGAGGGAACCUGCUGGGUGUUUCUGCUUGGGCUCUGUGCUCCUCCCCAGGGCUACACUUCUCACAGCCUCCCCGGCUCCCUCCCUCUCCAGCCGUCUGUCUGUCCAUCUGCACACCCGAGGGGGCCCAUCCAGCACCUGGUGGGAGCCAAAUCCACCUGGGUGGUGGCUUGGUCUGCAGCCUGGUGUCAGAGAGGGGACAGGAGAGGGAGAGGUUGCAUUGCAAAUACCCCACACUGACCUGCUCACACACCUCUGCAGCUGAUUUCCCCGCCCCUGCCGUGGGGGUUCCUGCACCCUCUGGCUGCCCCUCGGGCAGGGGGGAGAGUGCACCUGAGCAAGGUCCAGUGGUGGGCAAGUUUUCAGCUGAACAAGUGCUGUGUUGGUGUUGUCCUGCUCACAGCAACCUGCCGAGCACAGCGUGGAGGAGGCCAGAGGGGCUGACAUGGCCAGUGUCAUCCUGGAGAGCAUCUUCUUGAAGCGCUCACAGCAGAAGAAGAAAACAUCUCCCCUCAACUUCAAGAAGCGCCUGUUCCUGUUGACGGAGAGCAAGCUGUCCUACUACGAGUAUGACUUUGAGCGGGGGCGCCGGGGCAGUAAGAAGGGCUCAGUGGACAUCGAGAAGAUCACCUGUGUGGAGACAGUGGUGCCUGAAAACAACCCUCCCCCCGAGCGGCAGGUCCCGAGGAAAGGAGACGAUUACAACAACAUGGAGCAGAUCUCUAUCAUCGAACGGUUCCCCUACCCCUUCCAGGUGGUAUACGAUGAAGGGCCCCUCUACGUCUUCUCCCCGACGGAGGAGUUGCGCAAACGCUGGAUCCAUCAGCUGAAGAGCGUGAUCCGGUACAACAGUGACCUGGUACAGAAGUAUCACCCCUGCUUCUGGAUUGAUGGCCAGUACCUGUGCUGCUCCCAGACAGCCAAGAAUGCCAUGGGCUGCCAGAUCCUGGAGAGCAGGAAUGGCAGUUUAAAAGUUGGGCGGUCACAUCGCAAGACAAAGAAACCUCUUCCCCCCACUCCUGAAGAGGACCAGAUGGUGAUGAAGCCCCUGCCUCCUGAGCCGGCCACCAGCACCACAGGCGACAUGAAGAAGGUAGUGGCCCUCUACAACUACCUGCCAAUGAACGCGCAGGACCUGCAACUGCAGAAGGGUGAGGAGUACUUCAUCCUGGAGGAAACCCACCUGCCCUGGUGGAAAGCCCGUGACAAGAACGGGAAGGAAGGAUACAUCCCCAGCAACUAUGUCACUGAAACCAGCAAUUCCCUGGAGAUCUUUGAGUGGUACUCAAAGAAUAUAACUCGGAGCCAAGCAGAGCAACUGUUGAAACAGGAGGGUAAGGAAGGGGGCUUCAUUGUCCGAGACUCUACCAGCAAGACAGGGAAAUACACUGUCUCCGUCUAUGCCAAGUCCUCUGUAGACCCUCAAGGCACGAUCCGCCAUUAUGUUGUAUGCUGCACCCCCCAGAAUCAGUAUUACCUGGCAGAAAAGCACCUGUUCAACACCAUCCCGGAGCUCAUCACAUACCAUCAGCACAACUCUGCUGGGCUCAUAUCCAGACUGAAGUACCCCGUGUCUCAACACCAGAAAAGUGCUCCAUCCACAGCUGGCCUUGGCUAUGGGUCGUGGGAGAUUGACCCCAAGGAUCUGACCUUCCUGAAGGAACUGGGGACAGGGCAAUUUGGUGUGGUGAAGUACGGGAAAUGGAGAGGCCAGUACAACGUUGCUAUCAAGAUGAUCAGGGAGGGUUCCAUGUCAGAGGAUGAGUUUAUCAACGAAGCCAAAGUCAUGAUGAACCUGUCUCAUGAGAAGCUGGUGCAGCUCUAUGGGGUCUGCACCAAGCAGCGUCCCAUCUUCAUCAUCACUGAGUACAUGGCCAACGGCUGCCUCCUGAACUUCCUGCGGGAAACUCGGCGGCGGUUCCAGCCCGCUGAAUUGCUGGAGAUGUGCAAGGACGUCUGUGAAGCUAUGGAGUACCUGGAAUCCAAGCAGUUCCUGCACAGAGACCUGGCUGCUCGCAACUGUUUGGUGAAUGACCAAGGAAUUGUGAAAGUAUCAGAUUUUGGCCUUUCCAGGUAUGUUCUAGAUGACGAGUAUACAAGCUCCAUGGGGUCAAAGUUUCCAGUGCGGUGGUCACCCCCUGAAGUGCUUCUGUACAGCAAGUUCAGCAGCAAGUCUGAUGUCUGGGCUUUUGGCGUUCUGAUGUGGGAAGUUUACUCUCUGGGAAAGAUGCCUUACGAGAGGUUUAACAACAGCGAGACAACAGAGCACGUCAUCCAAGGCCUGCGGCUCUACCGGCCACAGCAGGCCUCCGAGCGGGUCUACGCCAUCAUGUACAGCUGCUGGCACGAGAAGGCGGAGGAGCGCCCCACCUUCACGGCGCUGCUGGGCAGCAUCCGGGACAUGACCGACGAGGAGCCCUGACUGCGGGAUGGGCCGGCCCGGCCUGCUGACCCCCCCGCCUGGUGCUGGGGGCUGGGACUGCUGAGCCGCUGCCGCCUCACCGCCCGCCGGGACGGACCCGCGCACCGGACGGUACCUCGGCACCGCUGUCACGGACACGGCACCAGCCACCCUCGGGCGAGCAGGCGC